This is a messenger RNA of Myzus persicae (green peach aphid), 3361 nucleotides long. Its product is annotated as piggyBac transposable element-derived protein 3-like. The transcript has 6 exons. The coding region runs from base 1277 to 3361 and encodes 694 amino acids. The record is from RefSeq and is a predicted model, not a curated record. NCBI's taxonomy places the organism in Eukaryota, Metazoa, Arthropoda, Insecta, Hemiptera, Aphididae.
UUUUAGAAUUAGUUUGUGUCUCAGUUAAUACAGAACUUAGUAUAGUCGUUGGGCUUGUCCCCAACAUCGCCGCUAUACCUAAGUUCAUUCCAAUUUUUACAGUACUAAUUUCUCGGGCAGACACUUUAUGUUCUGUCCUCAAAAUUUAAGUGCAACUUAUUACUUUGUUAUUAUUUUUAAUUUACUUUAUUAAAACAUACUGUUUUAACUUAUAAUAUAAUAUUGAUUUUAUUACUUAUUUCAACAUACCUUCUUUUUUGUGACUCGAUCUAUUAUCAACAACGAGACGUCAAAGCACGUCAUUAAAUAAUUAAGUGUACAAGUGUAGUACGAGAGUACUACAGCGCGUAUUUAUUGUUAAGAAUUACUAAGAAUGUGAUGUUAUUUGCUCAGACGUAUACCUAUUAUUUAUUAAAUUUUAUUCUAAGUUCUAAGUUCGUUAUCCUUAUUAGUGUUUUUUUUAAUUAAAACUAUUUCAUAAUAUAUAAUAUGAAUGAUGAAGAUAAUGUUGUUCAGUGGCUUAUCGAAGAAUUUCCAUCAGACAUUGACACUGAUGUGGAAAACUCGGACAAUGAUGAACUUGAAUUUUUUAAUUAUACAAAAUAUUUUAGUUGAUUAUUUUAUUUUUACUUAUAAAGUUUUAUAUAUUUAGGGAAAUACAAUAAUUAUAAUGAUGACGAAAAAUUAGUGUGCCAUUCAGAGUCAUGCUCAACUCCAGAAUAUCUGCUUUCACCAGAAAGAAGAAGUAAAAUAAGUUUUAUUGUUAAUAGUUUCUCAUUUAUUUGUAUUCUUUAUACAUUAUAAGACUUACCUACGAUUAUGACAAAAUUGCAUUGUCAGGUUUAUUCUCAAAACAAAACAUGUAUCUAGUUAAAUGUACAAACCUAUUUAGGAACUAUAAUAUUUCAAUAUUAAUUUUAUUUUAUAUAAUUAAUGACCCAAAUAAUAUAAUAAUUGGUUAUUUCAUUCUAAUAUAGCUUAUAUAAAUAAUUAAGUUUCAUAUUACACCACACUUUAUGUAUUCUAAUGUACAUUCUAACAAAAGUAUUUAUUUAUUAUUUAGCUAUUACCUAUAUAUGUAAAUAUAAAACAAUAAUUAUAAUUAUAAAAUAGGUUUGUUAGAAUGUAGUCUCAGCCGUCAGUCAAGAAGUGUUUCACCACUUGCACUGUUCUUGAAUAAUGUUGAUGAUGAUCUAAACGUAGAUUCAGUGGUUAUUAUGGAACCAGAAUCAUUCCUGAAGAGGAGAUCUCUACGAAUAUGUACUCCUAAUCAUCGAUGCCCAGUAAGAAGAAUAAAACUAUAUCAAAUAAACUAAAAAAUAAAAAUGUACACAAUAAAGUGACCAAACGUACAUCAACUCAUGUAUCAAAUAACAAAGUGGUUAUUCAUGAUCCUCCUUUGAAAAAACAGAAAGCUUAUUUAUCCGUUGAUGUAGAUGCUCAAGAACCUAAUAUUUCUAUCCUUCGCCAAUGGAAAAAAAGUCAAGAAAUAACUCAAAUUUCCAACAACCGUGAUCAUGAAGGUGCUUAUGAUGUUUUUCCUGAUACUACUGCCACUUCUAUUUUUUUAAAACUUUUGGGUAAUUUACUAGACACAAUUGUUUUUGAGACUAAUCUAUAUGGUACCCAAAAAAAUUUAAACUUAAAUGUAAAACCGUUUGAAAUUUUAAAUUUCAUUGGUAUAAAUUUUCUUAUGGGAUAUAAUAGACUUCCUAGCUGGAGGCAUUAUUGGUCUGGUGCUCAAGAUUUAGGUGUUCCUUUUGUAUCAAAUUGUAUGACAAGGCUCAGAUUUGAUCAAAUUUUAUCCAACCUACAUUUAUAUGAUAAUACUUGCAUUCCAACAAACAACAAGGAUAAGCUAAUCAAACUAAAGCCUAUGAUAAAUCAUCUCAAUUAUAUUUUUAAUGAAGUAUACAGUGGAACCAAAGAAUUGUCUGUAGACGAAUCAAUGAUUAUAUUCAAAGGAAGAAGUUCUAUCAAACAGUAUAAUCCGAUGAAACCGAUAAAGCGAGGAUACAAACUGUGGUGCUUGUCAGACCAAAAAGGCUAUACUAAAAAAUUUAUUGUUUAUCAAGGUAAAGAAGAAAUUUUCGACGAUUUCAAAGAGUUUGGUCUUGGAGAGAGAGUUGUAUUACAACUAACUAAAGAGGAAUGGAAUAAAAAUAAACUAUUCUUUUUCGAUAAUUAUUUUACAUCCAUUGGUCUAUUGGAAAAAUUAAAAGCUGAAGGAUGUUUGGCUUGUGGAACAAUACGGUCAAAUAGAAGAGGUAUUCCUGAACUUCAAGAUGACAAAAAAUUGGAAAGAGGUACUGUUGAUUACCAAUUUUCAAAUACAGGAAUAGGCAUUUAUAAAUGGAAGGAUACAAAAUCAGUUUUUUUUGCUUCCAAUUAUCAUGGUUCUGAACAAACAAGCGUUCUCCGAAAAAACAAACAAGGUGUAUCAAUGGUAGUCCCUAGUCCACAAGUUGCCAAAGAUUAUAAUAAUUACAUGGGUGGUGUGGACCAUGCUGAUCAGCUGAGAUCUUCAUAUGCAGUAAAUAGAAGAUCUAAAAAGUGGUGGCACAGAUUAUUCUGGGGAAUGUUAGACAUUUUAUUUGUCAAUUCUUUUAUUAUUUAUAAAGAAUUAAAUGGUCUUAUAUCACUUUUGGAGUACAGAAGGAUAUUAUCUCAAGGACUAAUUACUCAAAAAGAAUUACCAACACCCACAAGAGGAAUGUUUAAAAAAAAAGUUUCUCCAGAUUGUAAUGCAAAAAUUAAUAAGAAACGCAGAGGGAAAAAGUUUUCAAUCCCUGAUGAAGUACGUUUUGGAAAUCGUGGUAUACAUUGUCUAAAAUUUGAUAAAUUAAGAGGUAGAUGUGAAAGAACAUUAGUUCAAGUCAAAAAAUGCUGGAACAAUAUUAAAACUAAAAGAAAAUCAGAAAUAACUGCCCAUAAACAAAGAUUAAGAACAGGGGGUGGUCCAGAAGUACCUAAACUAUUAGAAAACCCAGCAAUUGACCAAUUUGCAAACAUCGCACUUGAAAUACCAGGUUCCAUUGAUAGUGAUAUACAAUGUACCGUUACACCUGAUGAAACUUUGGAAUUUACUUGUUUUGAUGAUGAGAAUCUAUCUGAUUCAAAUGAUAAUGAUGUUCAAACUUUCACUAAAAAUAUUGAAAAUGAAGUAACUUUUAAACAGUUUAGUAAUGAGAAUGUGACUAGAACUAAGAAGGAAAAGCAACAUCAUAAAAUCAAUAAUUUGAAUUUUACUUCUGAGAUAUCAUCUAGAAUGGAAAGACUUGAAAAUCAAAAAAAAAAAUAUGAAGAAAUGCAUGUCGCCAGGCUGCCCAAAGAUAUGAGAUUUAUGCAUAAAAAAGGGUAA